AUGACAUCCCGAGAAGAUAGCGUCUUGGCCGCCAGAGACCCGUCUCUCGUCGACGAGAACGCCUGGGAAGAAUUCAGCUUGUCCGAGGUCAGAAUCUUGGUCCCUGGCAAGUCGCGUUAUGCCAAUCUUCUCACGGCCACACCAGAGAACCCCGUCCAGGUGACGGGAUGUCUGGACGAGGUAGAGGAGGAGCAGGAGUCCCUAGUUCUCGACCCGGAUUAUCUAACAAAGCGCAUUGUAAUCGAUAAUGUGAGCCACUUCGCCUACGGGCAGCACAAUGAUGGGGAAGUCGGAAUCUGGGUUGCCGGCCAGGCUGGCUGGUUCUCCAUCUCCCCCGCAAAGGGGUACCGGGCCGUGUUCAACGACGUCGUCGAGGCAAUCGAUCUACUAUAUUUCCUGACCGAUCGGAAUAAGCCAAAGAGGAGGAGUGCGAGAAGGAAGAAGAAGUGGAAUUACCCGAGUCUUGAGGACUUGUGUGAUGAAUAUGUGCUCCACACGCAUGGGAUUUGCGAGGACGGUGACGACUCCGCCGAGGUUUUCUACAAGCAUCAUAAUUUUUUGCUCUCACGUAUGAUAAAUGGUGAGGAGGAGGUUAAUUGGGCUGAGACGAAUAUUUUUCCACAUAUUUGUGAAAAGUUUCCGGAGGAUUUUGAAGAGCUUCGCGCUCAAAAGGAAGCAAAGGAGGCGGAGACAGAGGAAGAAGACAAUGAUGAAGAUGAAGAAAUGGAAGACAGGGCUCCGACGCCUGACCCGACAGCCAUCUCGAAGGCCCAGGCAGAUGCCAUUUAUAAAGUGAUUCUUGAUCUCAAAGAAGCAGGGUACCUCGCGAAGCGACAGUUGAACCUUGAGCUUGUCGCAUCGACUCUGAUGGACCGCUUCGAGAUCGACGGUCUAGAGUAUGCACAGAAUCUUUUGUCAUCAACUGCUACUGGCAUUCUUGAAUCCAUGAACGAAGCCAAGACGAACGUAUUUGACUGGUCCAAGAAGGUCAUUUAUAAAGAAUUGAAAGCCGCAUCCAAGAAGAAUAAAUUGGAAAAUGUGACAUUCACUCCGCUACGGCCUCGUCUAUCUGAUGAUGGUGGUUCUUCCGACGAAGACAGUGACGACGACCCAAGACCCCGCCACCGGAAGUCUGUGCUACGACCAAAGAGCCAGAUUGCGUCGAAGAGAAAUGGCAAGCGGACCCGGAGCACAGCAGUGGAUUAUGAACUUUCCGAUGAUAAUCAGGAUGCCAUGGAUGAGUUUGAGACCCCCAGUAAGGUUCGUGGUCACGACCUAGUUCGGGACCCCUUGUCUACUAGGGCAAAACGGCGGACACGAUCUAUACUAUCAGACUCUGAGUCGACACCUGUUGUCGAAAGAACACCACUACAAGAAACUCUCCGGAGUCGAAAUACUUCAGUCUCAGCUGCCGAGUUGUUCCCGAACUCGGGGACUUCUCAUGACGCCAACUCCCCAGGGGAUACGUGGGUAUGCCAAGUACCCGGCUGCGAUAAGAUAAUCACCAGAUGUACUUCGAAGCGCGGCAAGGAGAUGGUCCAAGAUCAUUCUCUGGCACAUGCGGAUGACACAAAGGCAAAAGUCGAUCUAGUUGUUGCAGAACAAAGACUAAACAUUAAUCUUCGCGUCGAUAACCUCCUAAAUCGCAUUCGAGGAAUGAGUGCUUUCGAUGGUGCACUGGCAGCGCUAAAUGGCGAAAUGAACGGCACGCAUAAUGAAAUUGGAACCUAA
Aspergillus versicolor CBS 583.65 is the source of this 1731-nucleotide messenger RNA. RefSeq lists its product as uncharacterized. The record is from RefSeq and is a predicted model, not a curated record. Lineage: Eukaryota; Fungi; Ascomycota; Eurotiomycetes; Eurotiales; Aspergillaceae. The coding region runs from base 1 to 1731 and encodes 576 amino acids. The transcript is spliced from 3 exons.